CUUUUUUCCGAAAAUUAAAUUCUAUUUCUAUAUAUGUAUUAUAUUUAUUUUAAUUAUUAAUUUUUCGUCGUUGUCUAAGGAGUUGAGGAUUUAUGGCUUUGCUGAAUUUGUUUGAUGUUGUGGUUGGGCUGUCUAUGAUUAUGGAUGAUGUCUGGAAUUGUUCAUUGUUAAAAUGGCGUGUCAAUUAAAUGCAAUGUAUUUAGCUGAAUUUUAAUUUUAAUUUUAAUCUAAUGGUGGUUAUUUUGUUACCUGUUUGUAGCCUUCUAGCCUUGAGUUGGGUGGCUGGGAUUUGAUUGAUGACUUUCCCUAUCAUCAAAUUUGUGGGUUUGUAGAGCAACUAUGGUAGAGAUGGCAGCAGGUGGAAGUGGAACUUCAUUUGUCAAAACAGAGAGGAUGCAGGGAUUCACUGCCCUUCUUACAUCUGCAGCUUGUGAGUGGUUUUUGUUAUUUCUGCUGCUACUUGAUGCCGUGCUAUCAUAUCUGCUGACCAAGUUUGCAAGUUACUGCCAGUUGCAAUUGCCAUGUUUGUUUUGUUCUAGGUUUGAUCAUAUUUUAGGCUGUCAAAAGCCAGAGUUCUAUCAGAACCUAUUUUGCAGCAACCACAAAUCAGAAAUAUCAUCUCUGAUUUUCUGUCAUAUUCAUGGUAAGCUUGCGGAUGGUCAUAGAAUGUGUGAUGAUUGUCUUUUGUCAGUCACAGGAAAAACUAAAUACAAGGCAAAAACUCACAGAUUGUUGGUGGGUAAAUUUGGGCUGGUUCUUGGUGGUUCUGGUCUCCAUAGUCCCUCACUUACCAGGGAUUUGUUUUCUGGCCCUAAGCGUUCAAGGCCAUGUACUUGUUGUGGUAAGCUUUGGAAAUCCGAACAGAACUCCCCGAGAUCUAUCCAACUAAAAUCAUCUGGGAGAGCUGUUCUUAAGCCAAACAUUCCUUUGCCAUAUGUACCGAGACAAAGCCGUCUAAAUCAUCGGGAUAACUUGAAGAAAAUAAGGGAUACAUUUUCUGAAUCAGAAGGAGAUAACAGUUUUCAUCCAUUAUCUCAUGUUGGGUACACUGAGCUGAGACUUAAUUCUGAUUCUGAGUCUGAAUUCCCAUUUUCUGAUGAUGAUGAUGUCAGUAGUGUAUUUCAUGAGAACAUGGAAGCCAGCAAUGACCCUGUAGCUCAAAUUACAUCCGUACCUUCCCCAAAAUGUAUUCCUAGUGAUUCAAAUCCAGCAAAGCCAAAUGGUAGUUCCACCAAACCCUUGUCUUUCCCUUCGGAACAAUGUGUUGAGCCAAAUGUCAGCAAACACCAAGAUAUGAGUGCCAAUAAUCCGGUAGAAAUUAAUUUGCAGCAAGCAAAUCAAAAGUCAUUGAGUUCUGACCUGCCUGAGCUCAUUUCACUAGAUGAGGUUUCAUCAUCACCUGUUGUUAUGAAUGUUUCUAAUGGAGAAUCAGAAUCAAAAGACAGUAAGACAACUUGUCUUUCUCAGGAUUCUCUUCCUGCUCCCCUAUCUGAGCUUAUGACUUUGAGUGGCACACGUGCACAUGUUGAAGCAUCAUCAGAAAAAUCUGAAGAUGUUCCCCAAGCAAGUGAUACCGGAAUAGUAUCUGAAAAAAAUGAGGACGUUUUAGAGAAGAUUGGUACAAAGGAAAGAGCAUUUACUGAAACUGAUCCAAUGGUAUGUGAUUCUGCUUCUACUAGUCCUAGACAAGAGAACUCAAGUAACAUGAGUAAAUCCUCUGCCACCACUGAGGAAAAAGAAGUACCCGGUUUUGCCAUGGAACAACCAACUUCUGAGGAAGUUGAUAAAGUCAAGGAAGAUCUGGAGCAAUCACCAUCACACAGUUCCCCUCUACAUAGGUCUAGUUUCUCAUCAGUUGUUCCCAUAAAUCAUGUCCACUCCCCCGAGAUACAUGGUGAGAUUUCUAGUUCAAAUGGAAUUCAGGUACUUCAAAAGUCGCCCUCAAUGGAAUCUGGUCUUGAAUCUCUUGAUGAAAGCAAUAUUACUGAAAUUGAAGGGGAAUCUAUUGUUGAUCGAUUGAGGCGACAGAUCGAGUAUUACAAGAAUGGCAUGGAUGCUUUACAGAAGGAACUGGAGGAAGAAAGAAACGCUUCUGCUAUUGCUACAAAUGAAGCAAUGUCUAUGAUCACAAGGUUACAGGAGGAGAAGGCAGCACUGCAAAUGGAGGCUCUUCAAUAUUUAAGAAUGAUGGAAGAGCAAGCAGAAUAUGAUAAUGAUGAAUUGGAGAAAGUUAACGACCUUCUCACAGAAAAGGAAAAAGAGAUACAAGAUUUGGAAGCGGAGCUGGAAUAUUAUAAGUCAAACUUGACUGAUGAGCCUACUGUCCCUGGUAUGCAUGAGGAGAGUUGGGAUUCAAAAGGAGAAAACUUCACAGUACAAAAUACUGGUGGGCACAACAUUACAAAUACUGUAUACAAUUUUUCCAACUCAAAGUCUGCUGAAGUACCCGAAGUUUGUGAUGAAGCUGUGACCGGGGAAACCUCAUUUUCAGAAUUUGAAGAGGAAAAGCAGUAUAUUUCGAAGUGUUUGAAAAGCUUGGAAAAUAAGCUUCAUCAAAUUUCUUGUGAUGGGAUAUCCGUCGAUACACCUAGUGUUAGACCUGAGAAUCUUGAAGUCGGUAAAUUGAAUCAACAAGAAGAUUCUAGUUACGAAGGCCCUCAAUUAGAUGGUCAUGAAGAAACUGUUUUGUCCAUACAGAGAAAAAUUCAUAUGUCCAAUGGAAAUCAUGAUGAUAAUGAUGGAUCAGCUGUUUCAGACAGUGAUGAUUGUUCUCUUACUAUAGAGAACAAUCAUUCCACAUCUGUUGGACAAAAACUUUCCUCACCUAGAGGAGAAGUUGAGCUAGUUGGUCUAGAAAAUGAAAUAUCAGACCUUCAUGACAGGUUGGAAGCACUCGAAUUUGAUCAUGAUCUUCUUGAGCACAUAGUAAAUUCUCUUCAAAAUGGAAAGGAUGGAAAACAAUUUAUUCAAGAUAUAGCUCAUCGAUUGCAUGAGCUACAGCAAAUUGGAUUAACGUCUAGACGGUAAGCAUGUAAACAGAAAUGUUCUAAAUUUUUCCUUUACUUUUAGGCACAAAUAAACUUUCAUACGGUAUAUUAUCAAACAUUGUCUACACUCAUCAAUAGAGACAAUAUGAAUCCACCAAGAAUCUUCGCAUCAAUUUGCUUUGACAAUUAUAUACUUAUGUUCUUCCAAAAGCACAUAUAUAAAGAAUGGUGGACAUGCUUUUUUGCCUGGCGGGGGAUUGUCGAGUGAUUAUGGAAGUUUAUGGACACAGUUAAUAAAAUUUGUAGUUUCAUUUACCUGUUAAACACCGAUUUAGAUGUGUAGGUCAUGCUUCAAAAUCAAGUGACAAGAUCAUGUUUUUAAUGUCCCACCUAGUCUGUAGAGGGCUAUAACUAAGUUCUGCUAGGUCCUCAACUAACUGAAUUUUGUGAAGUUUUCAAGUUCGAACUCGUUGUAUAUUGAUGUGUUAGCAGUAGCAGAUUGCAUCUAUGUUGUACCCACGUUAUUUUGCUAUUUCAUGAUUUGACAUGUAUGCACUCGUGCAGACUGCAGAUCGUAUGAUCUAUUAUUCACAGCAAGUUUCAUGUGUAACUAGAAAGCCAUAUUUUUCUAAAUUAGAAUUAUUUUAUCAAAGAUUAAAUGAUAAAUUUUU
Molecule: messenger RNA, 3658 nt
Organism: Abrus precatorius (Indian licorice)
Lineage: Eukaryota; Viridiplantae; Streptophyta; Magnoliopsida; Fabales; Fabaceae
Product: myosin-binding protein 3
Exons: 2
Coding region: 340-3027 (895 amino acids)
Molecular function (GO): myosin binding
Source: RefSeq, a predicted model, not a curated record